CAGUCAUGUAUGGGUUGAAUGUUGGAUGGAAUGAAGGAAACAAGGUGGAAUGGAAAACGGUAAGCUUGAAACGGUCCCUCCUGGGACUGUGCAUUUGGAUACAGUGAGAACGCUGCAUCAAACCGUAGUAUCUCUGAGAACUGCUCUCGAAAUAUCCAAGAAUGAACUGAAGGAAUUAAAAGAGAAGUAUCAAGAACAUUCACGCUGCAUAGAUUACACUGAUAUUAUAGAAAAACUUUCUCUAGAGAAUCACAUUCUGAGACGUAAAAUAAUAGAUUCAGGUGUUAACAGUGACCCUUACCAAAAUAUAAAUUUUGAGGUCUCUUUAAAUACUCCCAGAACAGGUCGCAUUGAUGAGUAUUGUGAUAGUGAAGUUAUAAUUAAAACUGCUUCGACUGAAAAAAAUAAAACAUUUGAAGACAUACAGUCCCCCUUUGAAGAACCAGCUGAAAGAUUAGAAGAAAUCCUUGAAGAAUCAAAGUCAGAGUCAAUUGUAUCAGAAAAAAUAAAUUCUCCUAAUGCAACAAGUAGUCCAGUUCAGAAUUUUGAAGAGCCGGAACCUGUUGGUGAAGUUCCUAUUUCCAAAGAUAAUCCUGACAUAAAUUGUCACAAUUUUAAAACUAGAUUAGAACUGCUAUCGAAAUUUGACGUAAAAAUUAAAGUAAGGACUAUUAAAGAAGGAAGUGUAAUAUCAAACACAACUUCAGACAGUGACUCUACUCUGGAAGAUAAAAAAGAGACGGUUCUUGAGAAAUCUGGUGAAACGAGAUCUAGUGUUCAGUUUGAAGAAAAAAGAGAACACUUUGAAAAAUUUAAAAAUCCUAAAGGCGAUACAAUAAAUUUUAAAUCUGCAUCAAGUGAGAAUAUCAAAAUGGCGGUACCCAAUGAAGCAGAGGUGAAAUCCAAAGCGGAUAAAUUUGACGUACAAGUACGUAUAACAUCCGAAGAGAAUCUGGUCGUCAAAGAAACUGCAGAGGGAACACGAAGGAAAGACACACUUAAUUUGGAUGUCGACAAUUUAAGUCUUCGCUCACUCUCCGACGGCGACAACUCGGUAUUUUCCGAAGGUGGAACAACGCCAAUAGAACAUAAUGCGACCUCUGAUGAGAAACAAGAUCAGGAAAACGCGAGCGGCAAUGAGUCAGAGGAAGUGGACGAUAUAGAACUUAUAUUCACGACGGAUGAGUCCAAGGACAUGAGCAAUUUGCAGGAAGACCUGGUUUCGAUUCGAGAGACAGAACAUUGGGCCCCAGCAUCUGCAUCCACAACCCAUUCGACACCUGUACUAAUCAAAUUCCAUACGUUAGACCCGGAUUUCCAAACAAGGAGGGAAUUACUUGAUGCCACAAAGGAGAACCAAGAGAAUAACCCUAAAAUAUCGGAGUCCUCCCUAAGAAUUAAAAGAGUAUCGCUUCCAAAUGAUAAGGAGAUCAGGCAUGUUGGUUUUACGGAAAAGGGGAGCCUAGAUUUGCCAAGUCGAGGUAUUCUUAAAAGCUGUGAUAAUAAAUCUGAUAACAUGCUAUACAGAAGAAGUCCUAACAAUAGUUCAAGAAGAUUAGACAGUGUUGAUAGUCUAACUGGAGAAUAUAAUUAUAAAGGGCUUAGUUUUGACAAUACAAAGUCCUCUAGUUUUGAACUUGGCUCUAGCUUAGAUGUUUUGCAUAGAGAGGAAAGUGUAGACAGUUUUCAUAAAACAAGAAUGGGUCACAGGUUUUCAGUGUUUGCGGAGACCGAUAUAUCAAAGUGUGGAAUUUCUGAGGACGACCUUGCUAGUAACUUGAAUGUGAGAAGGAAUACUUGUCCAAACCCCUUUGCAUACAGGCCUCUUGCCCGUUGCGUUCCUCGUACUGCUAACAAGCCCACAUCUCGGCCACGUCCCGUCAUAUACCAAGGGUACGGGCCUCGACGAGAGAGCGCCGCACAGACUGACGUAUCUGCCUUGCCCCCUCGUUGGACUUCAGAUGGAUACCUUGCUUAUAAGAUGACAUCAACUACGCCUACAGUGGUGCCAACAUUACCUCAGCGCACGGCAGCCACGCGACGGCUAACGGUUCCUGAUGCACGGCCAACGCCUUUACAACGACGCACCGAUGAGGCUCGAAGGGUCCUUCUCAGUGAUAUUGGUUUCACAUCCAUGGUACCUGAGCUGUCCCGUUCAGCCGAACCGCUGUGGACAUUACGCCGUGCUACUCCCGCACCAGUUCCUGAGACGCCACAUUCACCAUUAUCGCGGUACCGUUAUCGUUCGCCGUGUGUAAGCGUAGACCGGAGUAAUGACUGGUUUCAACAAAGCAAUGCAUCGUCUAAUAGAGGUGUACCAUGGCGAGGAUCAUUACCAGAUGUUCGCCGAGAUGACACCGAUCAGUUACUACAGGAAACAGAGGCUUUUCUGCGAAGGUCAAUCGACAACUUACAGACAUCUGAUUUUCAUGACGGUGGUGACGAUAGGACAGGACAUCCAUAUAUACCUGCUGAAGCUAGGCAAUUGCGCUUAGGACAUGCAGUCAAACUUAUCACGCCGCAGGGAAGACUCGCUGUAGGAAGAGUGAGGUACGUUGGCCUAGCGGGUGGUACGGCCGCUAAAAGUGGUGUCAUGAUUGGUGCAGAGUUUUCCAUGCUCCAAUACCCGGGCAUUCCCCGAAACGACGGCACUUACCAUGGAAGGAGAUAUUUCCUAACGCCACCACAACAUACUGCAUUGUUCGUGCCGUUUUCUAAAGUUGUAAUGGCAUGGGCCAAUUAAAAAUGAAUACUUUUUAAAGAUCCCGCGCG
Molecule: messenger RNA, 2772 nt
Organism: Pararge aegeria (speckled wood butterfly)
Lineage: Eukaryota; Metazoa; Arthropoda; Insecta; Lepidoptera; Nymphalidae
Exons: 10
Coding region: 50-2743 (897 amino acids)
Source: RefSeq, a predicted model, not a curated record